CCCACCGAUAGACACAUGAGUGACCUGUACGUGUAUGUGGCGUCGGCGGUGGUGGUCGCCAUCUCCGUGUACUUCUUCGCUCGCCCCGGAGUAAACGAAGCCGACAAAGCAUUUGAGGCGAGGUACAAGGCCAUGCAAGAAGAAAAGCGCCGUGCCGCCGCUGCCGGAUCAACUGGCGUGAAGGCAACCACGUCGUUGACGGGGGGAAGCUCCGCGAUUGUGGCCAAGAAGCCCGUUGUAAACGGACCUUUGGUGACCGUGUUCUACGGAUCUCAAACAGGCACGGCGGAGAGUUUUGCCAAGACAUUGGUGUCGUUGGGCAACGAUCAAAAGUACUUUGCCGUGGACCUGGUCGACUUGGAAGAGUUCGAGCCGUCCUUGCUCAAGACCCUCGAGUACGUCAUUUUUGUGGUUGCGACGUACGGCGAAGGCGACCCCACCGACAAUGCGGUGGAAUUUAUGAAGUUUCUGAACGACACGGACGGCCACUUGGCCGACAAUGAGUUUGACACGGUCAAGUUCACCGUGUUCGGGCUCGGCAACAAACAGUAUGAGCAAUACAACGCCAUCGGCCGUGCAGUGGACGCGCAGCUGGCCAAGCAUGGCGCGCAACGCGUGUUCCCUCUUGGAGAAGGGGACGAUGACGGGUCGCUCGAAGAGGACUUUGAUGCAUGGAAGGAGAAGCUGUGGUCCACGCUGCGUCGGGCCGACGGGUACCUGGAAACGUCGGACGAGGAAGGAGAUGUGAAGGCGUCCAAGACCAAGGCGCCUCAUCUCGCGUUUGACGUGGUCCCCGUGGCGGCGGCGGCGGCAUCGGCAACCGCCAAGCCCAUUCCGGACGACCUCAUUCAAAACUCGACCAAACACUUCUUCCACAACACGGAAGCAAAACUGGUCGAAACGCGCCAACUGCGUCAAUCCACAGCGUCUGGAUCGACGUUGCACUUGGAGUUUGACAUCAAACACGCCGGCGUGACGUACGCGACGGCAGACAACCUGGCGAUUUUGCCGGAAAACGACCCCGCCCUCGUCACCCGCGUCGCCACCGCCCUCCGCUUUGACGAAGACGGCGUCGUGGAGCUCAAAGCUCUGGACAAGGCGACCAAGCUGCCAUUCCCCACCCCCGCGACCAUCCGCACCAUUCUGAGCCAGUACUUGGACCUGAACGCGGCGCCGCGCAAAGGAGCGCUGACGGCGCUGGCCCAUUACGCGACGUCGUCCGUGGACCAAGACCGGCUGCUCCGGCUGGCGUCGGCGGACGGCAAGGCCGAGUACCAGACAUGGGUCGUGGACGCGCACCGGACGUUUGGCGACGUGAUCGAAGCAUUUCCGUCGCUGCAGAUCCCACUGGUGGCGUUUAUCCACAUCUUGCCGUCGCUGCAGCCGCGGUACUACACGAUCUCGUCGUCGUCGGUCGUCCAUCCCACCCGCAUCCACGUGACGCUGGGAGUGAUCGCGACGUCGGACCUACCAGAAGGCCGCCAGUUCAAAGGCGUGACGUCUAACUACUUGGCCAAGCUGGCGCUCCCCGACGCGGCAGUCCUAGACAAGCCAAAGGUGGCCAAUCCGUACGGCGAGCAAGGCAAGAAACAAGUGCGAACGUGGCCCAGCAUCCGCAUGACCAUCCGCAAGUCGACGUUCAAACUGCCGCCCUCUCCUGAAACCCCCGUGAUCCUCGUCGGACCGGGCACGGGCAUCGCCCCCAUGCGCGCCUUUCUCCAAGAGCGUCACGCCCAAAAACAAGCCGGAGAAACUGUCGGGGCCACGUGGCUGUUCUUUGGCUGUCGCCGGCAAUCCGAAGACUACUUGUACCAACAAGAGUUGGAAACGUACCAAGCAAGUGGCACGCUCUCCGACCUCCACGUGGCCUUCUCGCGCGACUCGGCGCAAAAGGUGUAUGUGCAGCACUUGAUUCGCCAACAAGGCGCGGCGUUGUGGAAGGUGCUGGCUGCGGGGGGGUACGUGUACGUGUGCGGCGCGACGCUCAUGGGCACGGACGUGCACAAGGCAUUUGUGGAGCUGGUCCAGACGCACGGAGCCAAGUCGGUGGUUGACGCCACGCGCUACGUCCAAGACUUGCAGCACAACCACCGAUACAUCCAGGAACUGUGGUCUGCGUAAACAGUAGUAGUAGUACAUGGAUGAAAUAGAGAUUUGCAAUUACGUA
This is a messenger RNA of Aphanomyces astaci, 2167 nucleotides long. RefSeq lists its product as hypothetical. The record is from RefSeq and is a predicted model, not a curated record. Gene Ontology annotation, molecular function: FMN binding; flavin adenine dinucleotide binding; NADPH-hemoprotein reductase activity. Gene Ontology annotation, cellular component: cytosol. Lineage: Eukaryota; Oomycota; Saprolegniomycetes; Saprolegniales; Verrucalvaceae. The transcript has a single exon. The coding region runs from base 16 to 2121 and encodes 701 amino acids.